CAGUCCUUGUUUACAUUCCACAACGCUAGUGUUGCUAGUCUGGCUGACGCUACGGUGUCUCCGUAUUACAUUCCUUGAGUUCAAUUUUAAGCCCCAAGUUACCGCAUUGUUCCUCUCACACUAAGCAACACACUACCAUCAAUCUAAGGAAGAUGAGGGAGGAGAAGAAAGUGCAUCAGUAGCAAUAUAACUUGUGAAUAAGAGUCAGGGUUAUCCUUUAUAAAACAAAAUGGAUGAUCUACCGAAGGAGGAACUUAAUGGGUUAAGAUUCAUUAUGGCUGUUAACGUCUGUGGCCGACAUGUCAUGUAUAAAACUUUCCGAUGGGGAACCCCAGAUAAACCUGAUAAUGUGAAGCUGGAUGAAUACUUAAAUAAUUUGAAGUCAACAUCAACAGCAAACUACUCGAAGUUGACAGGGAAAAGCAAAAAGUUCAAUAAAACGCAAAAGGAGUUGAUCAAUAAAAGUUCAGAUGGAUCCAUGUUUGAUGUCUCAAUGCUCCAUCUAAGCAUCAAACUUGCCUGUGAGAAUGUAGCCCUUUUCGAUGACGAAAAAUGGUGGAAUCCAAGUGGUGAAAUGGAGUAUUACAUCUCUGCUAUAAAGAAAGUUCGGAAUGAUGUGCUUCACGGUCAACUUGCUGUGACUGAUAAAGAACUUUUUGAAAAGAUUAUUGAGUUUCGAGAGCUUUUAAUUAACUGUCUUAAGACAUCGGGAGAUCGGUAUAUGCAGGACCAGAAUGAAGUGGAUAUUGAGAUGAAGAAACUCAAUGAUGAUCUGGACAUUAUCAUGGAAAAGACUCUUGGCAUGGAGGAUAUAGUGACACAUAUUAGUGAUGAUGUAAAGCAACUUAUGCUAGAUGAAAGCAGUAAAAUACUGAAGGAGGCUUUUCAAAAAAUUCGUUAUGUAAACCCAGUGUCCUUUAUCACCGAUGAUGUACUCCUUAAAGUAGAUGAUAUAUUUGUUGAUGUCGAGGUCAAAGAGGGUAAACGUGGAGGUGACGGUAAACAUGUAAACUACAAAGAUCUUCUCCAAAUUGUUCAUAACAUAUCAGCACCUUCGUCCCAGAGUUCUGCCACACUACAACAGGAUCCAUUAACAAGACCUAAAAUGCUCUUACUUGAAGGUUUGGCAGGCAGCGGCAAGACUACUUUAGUGAAGCUAGUGGCAGAGGAAUGGAUACAAGGUAGUCAAGGCAACCUGAAGGGCUUAGAUAAUUAUGAACUUCUACUGUGGGUGCAAUGCAGGGAUCACUCUGUCAACUCCUACCAGUGCCUUCUAAACUCCCUGAUGCCAGAUGUGUCCAUAAACUUCAAGAACCUUCUUCCAAAGAUAAUGAAUCUUUGUAGGAUCAUAAUUAUCAUUGAUGGUCUUGAUGAGAUGAAUACAAAUUCUAUAAAACUCGUGGAAAGCCUUUUACACGAAUAUCAGAAUUCCUCUCACACAACUUUUUUAUGCACAUCUAGACCAGAAAAAGUUGACAUGUUCAUGAGGAUGAUCCCUGAAGAAUACGAUGUGAAGAAUGCUGAACUACAAGGAAUAACUAAACAACUAUUGCCAGAAUUUGUGCGUCGGACUCAUCAAGAGAUAUCCCAAAAAACGAAGAGUAAUCGAAGCACUAACAAACUUGUAGGCGAAGUAAUGAGACUAUCAAGUCUUCAUGAACAUUUGAAAUUGCCAAUGAAUUUGACAUUUUUCAUUUACAUUUGGGACACGAAGACAGACAAUUUAAACACAAUGCCUGUCACUCAAACGGAGCUUUACUAUGAAAUUCAUUUGUUGUGUCAAGAGAAGUUAAAGGAGAAAUUGGUGACCAUAUCUGCGAAGAUGAACACCAUGAAUAAAGAGGACCUGGAUUCAAAGGUCAAUACCAUUUUGAAAAAGAUAUAUGUAAUUUCACUGAAGACCCUAUCAAUUGACCAACUGACCCUUGAGAAUUCAACGGUAGAUAAGUUGCACUUAGAUUGUAAUAAUCUAGGUUUGCCUUCUGACGAGGUUUUUUCGGCAUUCUUCAAUUUGAAACCCAUUUGGACAUGGCGAGGCGUCGAGGAGCAAUAUUCUGCACCCCAUAAAGGAAUCCAAGACUACUACAGUGCUCUACAUAUUGUUAUAGCGCUCAAGGAGCAAUCUUCUGGUAUUCCAGACUUCUAUAACCAGAGUGUUCCUGAUACCGAUACUGCACCCUCGUUAACAACACCGGAUUCGUUUGGCAAGAUCAAAGAAGUGCUGGAACAGACUCUCAAACCAGUCGCAGUAGACAUGACCAAGUUAGUGAAUGUUUUUGUACACGUGGCCGGACUGCUGCACUUGUUCUUCGAUCAGGUACCUGAGUCCUUCGCAUUAGAAAUUGUUCGUCUUCUACGUGAGUCCGGGGUAAAGAACGAGUACCGUUGGCUUAAUAUUCUUGAAAACACGAAGAUGAAUACAGUGACAUGCCAAGCUAUAGCUGACAACAUCAAUACUAAACGGAAUAUAAAAAUAGAAGAUAAAAGUGUAGGGAGCUAUGCAGCUCUCCUGCCAUACAUCAAGCCUUCUAAGAUACGUAUUACUCUCUAUGAUGAUCCUGGUGACCUGCCUCGCCUACCAGAGUUAUUGUCUAGCCUCAAGCGCCAUCACUGCACUCUUUUCACUCUGUCUCAUCAUUAUGGUUAUGCAGAAACAGCCACUACCUCUGAUGACAUCCUCAGACUUGUGCAGCCUCGGGAUCAGCUGGAGGAGUUCACUGGUCUUCUGAGUGGUGAUGGAGUGGCACUGCUGCCCCCUAGCUUGAAGCAACUCCGCCUGGCUGUUGUUAGUGACGACCAUGCUUGCCAUUUUCUGUCACUGCUACAUGCUGCUAUAUCCUCCUCACUACCUAGACUUACACAGCUGACUUAUAACGUAUCACCUGAAGUAUCAGCAGCAUCAGUGAAAACUGACGAGUCACUACCCAGCAGAGUGAAGGUUCAUCUCCGCAUGAAAGAUAUGACCAACGAUGCUGUGAGUCGUGUGUGUGACCUGGCCCAGGAGCUGCAACCCCCAGAUGGGUACUAUUCCCUGGAGUUCCCCGGCGCCAUACUCACAGAAGAAGGCUGGCGUCACUUCGUGGAGAGCCUUGAUCACAGCGGAGUCAAGGUCAGGGAGGAGAUCAAAGUUCCAGACUCCACCAGACUUACAAAUAGUCAAUUCGUUGAGCUCGCUAAACUGGUUGACAAAACCCUUAGAUGUAAAAUUUGGGAUGGCGCGCGUAUUGACGAAUUCUUGGAUGAAAUGCUGGAGAUGGAAAAGGAAGCAUGGAAGUAAAGCGAUUGGAAGAGGCUUCGAGGCUUACAAGAAUAAAACCCAGUGCUACAUCUAUCACCUAUAUUCAAGAUUUCUCUCUUAGAAAAGAGAGACACUGACUGGAGGAUAAUACUUUUAGAAACCUCACACCUCCUUCUAAUCUCCAAGCUACGGAUUAUCUACAUAAUAUUCACAUAAUAUUCAGCCUUCUUGUUGCAAUAUUCACCACCUAUGCUUCACACCCACAUAAGAGCAUUGGUAUAACUAUGUUCAUACAUUUCCCUCUUUGUUUCCAUGUAUAACAUUGUUUGUCUCCACAGACUCCUCAGUGCUCCACUUACCUUUUUCCUUUCAUCAAUCCUAUUACUCACUCCGUCUUCCAUAGACCCAUCUGCUGACAAAUCCACUCCCUAAUAUCCGAAUAUAUUCACUUCCUCUAUACUCUCUCCCUCAAAUUUGAUAUCCAAUCUUUCAUUACCUAGAUUUUUUAUCCUCACGUUGCUCUUUCCUAUGUACACUUUUGAUUUCCUUCUUUUACAUACCUUUCCAAACACAUCCACCAACCUCUGCAACUUCUCUUCAGAAUCUCCCAAAAGCACAGUGUCAUCAGCAAAAACCAACUGUGGCAACUCCCACUUUGUGUUAGAUUCUCUGUCUCUUAAUCCCACACUUGUUACCAUCUAUAAAUAUACUGGACAACCAUGGUGACAUCAUGCAUCCUUGUGUAAGGCCUACUUUUACUGGGAAAUAAUCAUCCUCUCACGCAUAUACUCUAACCUGAGCCUCAGUAUCCUCGUUAAAUCUCUUAACUGCUUUAAGUAAUCUACCUCCUAUUCCACAUAUUUGCUCAUCUGCCACAUUGCUACCCUAUCCACCCUAUCAUAUGCCGUUUCCAAAUCAAUAAAGGCAACGAAACCUUCUUUACCUUAUCUAUCUAGAUACUGUUCAAUGUCAACACUUAGUCUAUACAUCUCCUUCCCUUCCUAAAGCUUCUUCAUCUACGAUCAUGCUCACCAUCUUCCUCUAACUUUUUUUCAGGAAUAACUUUACCACCAUAUACCUUAUACCAUAAAAGGUGUGUGU
Messenger RNA from Cherax quadricarinatus, 4339 nucleotides. RefSeq lists its product as uncharacterized. The record is from RefSeq and is a predicted model, not a curated record. NCBI's taxonomy places the organism in Eukaryota, Metazoa, Arthropoda, Malacostraca, Decapoda, Parastacidae.